AUGAUAACUAAGAAACACUUAUCUAGUACAUCUUGUCGGACUGGCAGCAGGGAUCGUGGAUGUGCGUUCUCGUGUUCAAAUUUACAGUGCACAAUUCAAGAAGAAUGUGAUCGUUCUUCUUUGGUUCGAACGACUUCUGUCAGGUCGUCGCAUGAUUUUCCUCCAAAUAUUGAUGAGAAAGACUUAGAGAUUUUAGGAGUCAUCGGAAGUGGAUCGUACGGUCGAGCCAUCAAAGUGAAACAUCGACAGCUGGGGUGUCUGCUGGUUCUUAAAGAGGUUAUAGAACAAAGUAAGGAGAUUGAAGAAACUCUUGUGCGUGAAGUUUCUCUUCUUCGAAAUUUAAAACAUCGAUGUAUUUUAAGCAUCAUUGGUGUAGUUAUUCGAAGCAAACAAUUUUGUCUUAUUACUGAGUUUAUCGCUAAAGGAAGUUUACAUGUAUUAUGUUUGGACAAGAUGACAUAUCCCUUUGACUGGAAUAAGAUAACUUCGUUCAGUCGUGAUAUUGCAUCAGGCAUGGCUUAUUUGCAUAAACAUGAAGUUAUUCAUCGUGACCUAACUACGCACAAUUGUUUUGUACGACAGGAUGAUUCUGUAGUUGUAGCUGAUUUUGGAUUAUCAAAGUUAAUUCAGUCAAUACCUUUUAGUAAACAGAAAACAGAGGAAGCAAAUGGCAUUUCUGUAACAAAUGGUAACUUGUUAACAGCUCAAGAUUCUUCGGAUGCUUCAAAUAACAGCGACGUUGAACGUAAUCAUACUCCACGUCUGAGACGCCAUCAUGCAUAUAAUCAUCCGAGAAGACAUACUGUGGUUGGUAGUCCUUUCUGGAUGGCUCCAGAGAUGUUGGCUGGACAGCCUUAUGAUAAUUCGGUUGAUGUUUAUUCAUUUGGAGUAAUUAUGUGUCAGCUGUUUACACGUUCGGAUGCUGAUCCAGACAAUGUCCCUCGCGAUGGUGAUACCAUGUGCGUAGAUAUGAACGCACUUAUCAAGUUAAAUACUUUCCCUCUUAAUGUACCACCGAUACUAAUGAGUAUGACUACUCAAUGCGUUUCGUUAGAUCCUAGAAAAAGGCCUUGUUUUGAUUCAUGUGUUGGAUCAUUGGAACAAUGUUCAAUGUAUUUACUCUCUGGACAACAAUCAGAGCAGAUUCGUUUCUUGUAUUCUCCUGACGAUGCACCUAUGAGCAACGAUAACUGUGAGAGGGAUAUCCUUUCUGAUAACCGUCAGGGCGACAGUUGUGAAUAG
This is a messenger RNA of Heterobilharzia americana, 1242 nucleotides long. Lineage: Eukaryota; Metazoa; Platyhelminthes; Trematoda; Strigeidida; Schistosomatidae. The record is from the annotation of a GenBank genome assembly.